UUUCUGAAAACCGCCUUUCCGUCAAACGAAUAUUCAACUGCGUUUUAUUUUAUUUCGGAAUAAGUGGAAUGUAGUUUUCGCGAACGUAUGAUAUCUAUUGCAAGUUAUUAACGUGUACAUGGCUUAAUUUCUAUCUUCUCUACACUACUGUCGCAAGGUAACUUUUGUUACAUGGACGAGCAAAUGAUGGAGGGAUCUGCAAACACCGUGGUUGUCACGGGCCUGGAGCACAACAUCAAAAAGUCGAAUAUGGAGAAGAAAUUCAAGAAAGUCGGACACAUACUGGGAAGCGACUUGAGGCAAGAUAGGGGUAUCGGUAUUGUGGUGUUCAAAACCCCAGAGGAGGCACAGAGGGCAAUACAGUUCAGCGAACAUGAGGGAAAUGACGGUCAAAUGCGGGUUCAGUCUGCAGAGACAUACUACAGGGAGCAGACCAAGGAAAGCGACGGAGACUUGAAGGAACUGGUGAAUAAGGCUAAAAAGUAUUACACUACACUGCCACGAACGAAAGAAACGAUACAGUUCGAGAGUAACAGGGCGUGGCAAGUGUGGACGACGGAAGACGUGAGGACCCGGGGUGGAGGAGGUGGGAUGGGGGGUCAGGGUGGAGGGAUAGGGAUCUUUAAGGGCCAGGACGGCCAGCCCGGUGGGAGCGGACCAGGUGGCAAAGGUGGCACCGGAGGAAAAGGAGGUGGGAUGGGAGGUCAGGGUGGAGGGAUGGGGAUCUUUAAGGGUCAGGACGGCCGGCCCGGUGGUAGCGGACCCAGAGGCAAAGGUGACGCCGGGGGAAAAGGAGGUGGGAUGGGGAGUCGGGGAGGAGGGGUGGUGAUGUUUCAAGGCCAAGAUGGACAGCCCGGUGAGAGCGGACCCGGAGGCAAAGGUGGUGAAGGGGGAAAAGGAGGUGGGAUGGGGGGUCAGGGUGGAGGGAUUGGGAUUGUUAAAGGCCAAGAUGGGCAGCCCGGUGGGAGCGGACCCGGUGGCAAAGGUGGUGAAGGGGGAAAAGGAGGUGGGAUGGAUGGUCAGGGUGGAGGGAUAGGGAUGGUUAAGGGUCAGCACGGGCAGCCCGUUGAAAGCGGACCCGGUGGCGAAGGUGGCGAUGUUGUAAGCCGAGGUGGAGAAGGGGGUAAGGGUGGAAGCGGAUUUUUUGGGCUAUUUAAAGGCGAGGACGGAAAACCGGGGGAACCUGGACCGAAUGGACGAGGAGGGAGGGGAGGAGGAAGCUCCAAGUAGGAAUAAGGAACAUGUCUAGUUUCAUUAUACAUUGUAAUAUGGAAAAAAAUAUUGUGACAAUUAUAAAAAAAAUUGCGUUUGGACACAACUGUUUUGUUGAUGUUGGAAUUGUUUGUUGCUUGCAAUAAAAUAUGUUCUUAAGGUCCCCUUUUAUAGUUAAAGAGUGUUAAGCACAUUUAUUUUAAACUGAAUAGACGUGUUUAUGAUGCGUAAUAGCAUCUUAAGAAAUGUCAUAACACGAGUACAAUUUAUGUUCCUCAUAUGCAACUAUAUACAAAAUACAAAUUAUCAUAAUCAAUAAUUCUAUAUACCAUUGUUAUCGCGAAAUAUGUUAAUUAUAAAUGUAAUCGCCACAGAUGCUUAUAAUAAAUAUAUUAAAA
Molecule: messenger RNA, 1610 nt
Organism: Mya arenaria
Lineage: Eukaryota; Metazoa; Mollusca; Bivalvia; Myida; Myidae
Exons: 6
Coding region: 172-1230 (352 amino acids)
Molecular function (GO): RNA binding
Source: RefSeq, a predicted model, not a curated record